Molecule: messenger RNA, 2084 nt
Organism: Toxorhynchites rutilus septentrionalis
Lineage: Eukaryota; Metazoa; Arthropoda; Insecta; Diptera; Culicidae
Gene: MFS16
Product: glucose-6-phosphate exchanger SLC37A2
Exons: 9
Coding region: 289-1944 (551 amino acids)
Biological process (GO): transmembrane transport
Cellular component (GO): membrane
Molecular function (GO): transmembrane transporter activity
Source: RefSeq, a predicted model, not a curated record
GCACUGCACCAAAUCACAAUUCUGACAGAUACACAUCGGAGGAAAAACAUGAAACAGUAGGAAAGCAAAAACAAAAACUAUUACCCAUCAUAUCCAGUGCAGUAUGUGAAUUUGAAUCGUUAAAUGCAAGAGAAGUUCUUUCCGGCUAAGACCAUGCUCAAAAACUGAUAUGUAAGUUACCUGUUCUUUGAUGCAUGCUGUUCUAUACUCUUCACUUUGCGAAUCUCACUUCGUUUGUUAUCGACCCAUAAGGAACACUGCUGAAACGUAGCCAAACGAGAAUCGUUGAUGCUCCAGUUCUGGCCAGGAGGCAGGAGAAUCAUGAGCACCAGUUAUCCGGAUGCACCACUCGGGGUGCGUCUUGUAACGGCAAUAACCGGGAAACUUUGCCCGCAAUGGCAAAUAAAUCGGCUGCUCUGGUUCAAAUGCUCUGUUCUCGGAUUAACGUACCUAGCCUACAUGUGCUACCACAUGACAAGGAAACCAAUUUCUAUUGUGAAAGCGGUCCUACAUCGAAACUGUAGUCAAGCACAAAUUCCACCGGAGUUUGUUAGCAAUGGCGACUUUCCACCGAAUGAUAGCACCUGGUGUGACUAUCCACCCUUCGAUGGAACUGACUCUGCGGCGCUAUUGGGGACACUCGACACGUCCUUCCUGUUCUGUUACGCUAUAGCAAUGUUCUUAUCCGGGUUCAUAGCUGAGCGAGUAUCAAUUCGUUAUUUUCUGACCUUCGGAAUGUUACUUUCUGGCAUAUUCUGCUAUCUGUUCGGGGUAGCCAAAGUAUAUGAUAUCCAUUCAUUCAUGUACUUUGUGUUUGUACAAGCAAUGGCCGGAAUCUUCCAAACCACUGGGUGGCCAGGCGUUGUGACCAUCGUUGGUCGUUGGUUUGGGAAAUCCAAACGGGGUUUGAUAUAUGGUAUUUGGAACAGCCAUACAUCGAUUGGAAACAUUUUGGGCACAUUAAUUGCCGCGUAUUACGUGGAAAGUGAUUGGUCUAUGUCCUUCAUUGUGCCCGGAUUCAUAAUGGGUGUUUUUGGGUUUGUGAUGUUUUUGUUUCUGGUUGAUCGACCAGAAAUCGUGGACUGUCAUGAAAAAGUCGGCGACAGAAGGGGAAGUUAUAGGAAAAUGGACGAUGGCAGAACUGGAGAUGCUGGGAAUUCGGAUGUGGAAGAUCCAGUUGCCACCAACAGCGAGCAGGAAAAUCCUUCACUACGAAGCUUGCACGGUAGCUUCCAUUCUAAUAUAGAUAUUAAUGAACGCACACCAAUAAUAGGCAGCAUUAACAGAACCGUCCCACAAGAGGAAGCGAUCGGUUUUAAGGAAGCUUUGAACAUUCCAGGAGUUGUAGAGUUUUCCUUCUGUCUUUUCUUCUCUAAACUAGUUAGUUAUACGUUCAUGUACUGGCUUCCUUUGUAUAUUGGAUUCUCGACGAAAAUGGGCGCUGAGCUGAGUGGUAAAGUAUCGACGUUAUUCGAUUUAGGAGGAAUAGUUGGUGCUAUUGCAGCUGGCAUGAUUUCGGAUUAUUCUGGUAUGGCAGCUACUACAUGCGUUGGAAUGCUAGCAGCAGCUGCUCCUACGCUUCUGAUUUAUCAGCAAUAUGGUGCAGUUUCUCUAUCAUUCAACAUACUUCUGCUGUUCAUAGUAGGUGUACUCGUUAAUGGGCCAUAUGCUCUCAUUACAACUUCUGUUAGCGCUGAACUAGGUCAACAUCGCUCUAACGGAAAUUCUAAGGCUUUGGCGACUGUAACGGCUAUUAUAGAUGGAACUGGAUCUAUCGGUGCCGCAAUAGGACCAUUACUGGCUGGCUUCGUAUCGUCUUCCGGAUGGGAAAAUGUAUUUUAUAUGCUGAUUGUGUCUGAUUUAUUGGCACUAUUGUUGCUUUUGCGGUUGGUGUCGAGAGAGCUUACGCGGAAUUCACGGCGGCGCAAUGUUCGUAUAGAAUAACCUCGAGAAGGGGUGUCGUUAACUAAGUAAUAAUCAAAAUCGCUACUCUCUUGUUUAGCAUUUAUUCCAAUGUUUUGAAACAUUUUGACUAUUACAUUGUAUAGUGGAAACUCGUAUUAGUAAAAAUUAAAUAUUCCUAC